AUGGCGGAGGGUCCGUGCGCAGCCUGUCGCAUCGCAUCGGAUCCCAUCUCAGGUCGACUUGCGCUUGCACAAAACAACAAUACAGCCAAUAUGCCUUCUAACCUGCCCAACCUACGUCGCUUGUUUGUGGAAGCUCGCACUGAGGCUGAGGAGAGCUCAUACUCUAGGAACGCGUUCUACAACCUCGUCAUAUUCAUGUCCUCCAUCGCUGCAUUUGGUCUCAUUGCCCAACGCAUGUCAUCAGGCAAAGCUAUUCGAACCUGA
Molecule: messenger RNA, 264 nt
Organism: Paraphaeosphaeria sporulosa
Lineage: Eukaryota; Fungi; Ascomycota; Dothideomycetes; Pleosporales; Didymosphaeriaceae
Exons: 3
Coding region: 1-264 (87 amino acids)
Biological process (GO): outer mitochondrial membrane organization
Source: RefSeq, a predicted model, not a curated record